This is a messenger RNA of Xenopus tropicalis (tropical clawed frog), 1156 nucleotides long. RefSeq lists its product as uncharacterized. Lineage: Eukaryota; Metazoa; Chordata; Amphibia; Anura; Pipidae. The transcript is spliced from 7 exons. Bases 40 to 648 code for a protein of 202 amino acids. The record is from RefSeq and is a predicted model, not a curated record.
UUAGAGAAGUGAACGAAUAUAAAUACAUCAGCACAGCAUAUGCUAAGCAUCAUCUACUUUUCUCUGAGGAGCGUGGAACUUCAAGACCUUCACUUGAAAAGGUGGGGAGGACCUCUAAAGGAAUUUACUAGAACCAUUCAGAGGAACCUGAUUGUAGUAGUAGAGAUGGCUGGAGAUAUGACAAUUAAAAUUAAUGAAGGAGUUGAACGGUGCAGUAACAUAUGUAGUAUCUUGGUUCAGGUGAUUGUGGGCCUUAUAAUUACAGCAUUUGCCAUUGCUAUGAUUGUAGUAGGUGCCAUGCACUUAAACGAAUGUCCUGCUGAGCGUUUUGUUCCAAUAUAUCUAAUCGUCACUGGAGCUUUCCUCCUGUCGUAUUGGUUGUUUUUCCCAUUAGAGUUCUUCUUCCCUACCAUAAGAAAGGUUUUAUCUGGCCUUGUUGGUCUUUUCUUGUUUGCCUGGCUAAUUGCAGGCAGUGUGUGGGUGUUCCGAAUAUAUAACAAUAAUCCUAGACUAUGCCAAGUAAACAUGUAUCUCUUCGCUUUCUCAGUCAUUAUUAUACAGUGGAUACUACUGGGGCUAGGAAUCAUUUUUAGCCUCAUUACGUGCUUCUGCUCUAAAAUUAUGUGCUGCUGUAACAGGAAAGUUUGAAACCAUAAGGAAGAAAGAAGACAACAAUGUUGUUAUAUAACACAUCAAAAUAACCUGAUUUUAUUUGUGCUUUGUAUAAUACAUAGGGGCAUAUUUAUUAUUUUGCUUGUGUUUAAAACAAAGUCUGAAGAUGCAAGAAAGGCAUCACUUGCCUUGUUUUUCCUCUUUGUGUGUGUUUUUUUGCUUACUGACUUUUCCAAUCAUGCAACAACAACAACAACAACAAAACACCCACACAAAGGGAAAAAAACAAGCUAUGGCAAAACACAGGAGCGAGAUUAAGAUCUUUGCAUUUUCUGGCAUCUUUUAAUACAAAUGGGAGCACUAAACAUAAUUAAUACACUCCCUAGAGUUUGUAUGAGCUCACAAAAGAUAACCUUGCUUUAUUUAUUAUAAUAUAAAGAAUGUCAGUGAUUAUUUAAAAUGUGUCAAUGUAACCUUAUCACUUAUGUAUUGUGCCCUCACACAAAAGAAUAUAAAAUACCUAAUAAAUCAGUAUACAAUACCA